UAUCACCCACCGGAAAGCAGUUAAAGCCCUUGCAGUGUGGAGAACCCAUCGGUCCACCGGCACACUAUUUAAGUACCGCCCGGUACUGGAAGGGCAGCUCAAUCGAGUGCUAACCACCAGCAAGUUCACUUACCAUCCAGGCCAUUCGUGCGUCAAUAUAAGCACACAAACCAUCAGCGCUGUGUCUCGCGACCGACUCAAUCAAAACAUCAAGAAGCACCCGGCCGCGGGUAGGGGCAAAACCAUCGCCGGACAGGUUUACAAACAUAUUACUCCCACUCGGCGACAGGAGACUGAAUCGGGUGGUGCAGUGACGCGUGCCUUAUCAACGAACUUCCCGCCAGUAAUUCUAGACGAUCUAAGAGCGUCGUCGUUUGUCGCGUGUGUUUAAACCGAGAUGCAGCUACUCAAAUGGCAUGGGCAGUUAAUUCUGCUAAACUUUUUAAUGUUUAUGUCGUGGCGACCAUGUCGAGGAUUGAACGUGCCCAACUAUGGUUCAACGUAUCGUACUAAUCCUACUAGACGAUCAGGCGUAUUUCCUAGCGUUAGAGAACCAUCCUACUAUGAUGAUUACGAACCGUCUGGUCCAAAACCACUCAACCAAGAUCAACGUCGAUCGAAGCUGACUGCCAUCUCGAAUCCGGACUUUUAUUUUCCACCCGAUCCCGAAGCCGAUCUAGCGGAAGCGAAUGAACCGGAACCGGUGUUUGAGCGGCAAAAGUCUCGUGCACCGACCGCAACAGCAAGCUUCUCCUACAAUCAGAAGGAUAAAAAUGGACCCUCGCACUGGUAUCGGGUAGAUGCACGAUGUGGAGGCCGAUACCAAAGUCCCAUCCUGCUCAACACUAGCAGUGCCCAGCUCGUUACCCGCAAGCGUCCGCUACGUCUCGAUGGACAAACCAAUCUCCCCCAGACGAUUCUGCUGCAGAACGAUGGACAUUCGGCAAAGUUUACGUACAACUGGCGCAACGGUGAUCGACCAGUGCUCCGUGGUGGCCCGCUCAAGACAAAGUAUCUGUUCGAGCAGCUCCACUUUCACUGGGGUGUAAAUAGUACGGUAGGAUCGGAGCACGUGUACGACUACCAGCGCUACCCGAUGGAAAUACAUCUGGUGUUCUACAACGGGCUGUACGAGUCGUUCCAGGAUGCCCGGGAACAGGUGGAUGGAAUAGUCGUGGUUGGGUUGUUUUACGAGAUCUAUCAACACUCGGUGGAUGAGCCGCUCAAUACGUGGACGCGGUUUUUGAGGAAUGUCAUCACACCGGACAGUGAGUACACGCUGCCGUUCAUUGACACAUUCCCGCUGUACGAGGUGAUCGGUGACGUCGAGUGGCCUUACUUUUCGUACGAGGGUAGUCUUACGACACCGCCCUGUUUGGAGACGGUAACUUGGAUCGUGGCCACUAAACCACUGCUUGUGACGGAGAAGGAGAUGAAGCUGUUCCGUCGGCUCCAAUCACCGACCGGACAGAUGGUGAACAACUAUCGGCCCGUCCAGAAGCUGAACCAUCGUCGGGUGUUCUUGUACUGAAGCGUAACUGACUGAGCUGAAGUUGAACAGCGUUGUUUUCUGUAGCGAAAUACCAAAGGAUCGUAGUUGUUAGUGUUUAGGAAGCGUUUUACUUCUUAUUGUUAACAGCAGCACGUGCUGCGUGUCCAGUGAACUAAGUAUUAUUACAUUAGUAAAAAUACAUUUAUCUUUUAUCCAGUGCA
Messenger RNA from Anopheles funestus (African malaria mosquito), 1713 nucleotides. Its product is annotated as carbonic anhydrase 2-like. The coding region runs from base 398 to 1531 and encodes 377 amino acids. The record is from RefSeq and is a predicted model, not a curated record. Gene Ontology annotation, molecular function: zinc ion binding; carbonate dehydratase activity. NCBI's taxonomy places the organism in Eukaryota, Metazoa, Arthropoda, Insecta, Diptera, Culicidae. The transcript is spliced from 3 exons. Gene Ontology annotation, cellular component: cytoplasm.